AUGACGGCGUCGGGGAACCAGGAGGAGGACCUCGAGAUCGAUGACACCCUCGGCGCGCUGGAGAAGAUCAGGCGAUACAUCAACAGCGACCUCAUCCUCCACCGGCUGUACCUGGUGCGCGAGCUGUCAGAGUACGCGAAGGAGGUGGGUUAUGAGGACACCGUCUCGCAGCUGCUCCCCUACCUCAAAGAAAUCCAACGCGAGGGGAAGGAGGCCGCUCUCGACACGGUCGUGCAGGCGCUCCUGCCCAUCGUCGCCCACUUUACCCGAGAUGUCAACUCGCAGGUGCGGCUGUCGUCAACCGAGUCGGUGGUGAGCAUUGCGAGCGCCCUGGCGAAGCCACCGCUGGGCGGGCCUCAGCUGCUGUCGGAGCACAUCUUCCCGAUCAUCACCACCCUCGGCAAGGACACCACCCAGGAGGAGUACCGCGUGGAGGCCGCGCAGCUGGUGCACCACUUGGCGCCGAUCAUGGGACCCGAGCUGUGCGUCGAGUUUGCGCUGCCGCUCCUGCUCAAGCUCUCGGAAGACACUUUCCGCGUUCGUAAGGCUGUGGCGGGGAGGAUAGGGAACAUAGCGCAGGCGGUGCCGAAGGAGGUGAUCUCGCGGGAGCUCGUGCCCCUGUUCGUGAAGAUGGCCGACGACGAGAUCUGGGGCGUGCGUAAGGCCUGCGCCGAGAGCCUCGUCGCCCUCUCCGAGUCCAUCACCGCAGAGGAGCGCGCCUCCAAACUCAUCCCCAUCUUCGAGAAGCUCGUCGACGACACGUCGCGAUGGGUGAGGAGCGCGGCGUUCCAGAAUCUGGGCCGCUUCAUCGCGACCUUCGAGGGCCGCGCGGUCACGCCGGAGCUGCUGCAGCUCUACAACGGCAUGGUGGCCCCGACGGCCGCCACCAAGUACGGCGACGCCGAGAUCGUGAACUACUGCGCGUUCGACUUUCCGGCGGUGAUCUACACGAUCGGGCGCGAUCGGUGGGGCGAGGUGAAGGCCACCUACGAGGCCCUGGUCAAGGACCUCCAGUGGAAGGUGCGGCGACCGCUGGCCCACGCCCUCCACGAGGUGGCCGCCAUCCUCGGCCAGGAGCUCACCGAGAAGGACCUCUGCCCCUUCUUCGAGCUCUUCAUGAAGGACCUGGACGAGGUCAAGGUGGGCGUGGUGAAGCACAUCAGCGAGUUUCUGUCUGUCCUGUCGGAGGCCUCGCGAGAGAAAUACCUGCCGCUCGUGUGCGACAUCACCAACGAGACGUCCAACUGGCGAUUUCGGAAGCUCAUGGCCAGACAAUUGGGGAAGCUGAGUGCGCUGUACAGCGCGCCGGUGGUGAACAAGCACCUGGUGCCCAUCUCGCUUCAGCUGUGCCAGGACGCCGUCUCCGGCGUGCGCAAGGCCGCCUACAUGUCGGUGGGUCCGUUGAUGCGGCGCGUGGCCGAAGGCGAUCAGCGGAUGCGCGACGAGUACGUGGAGCAGAUCGUGGCGUUCGCCUCGACUUUCCCCGACACCUCCUACCUCGACCGCCAAAUGUAUGUCAAUAUUUGCGGUGCCAUCGUGGACGACGUGAGUCCCGAGUAUUUUGUGGAGACCUUCCUCCCCCACCUCUUUGCACUCGCCAUCGACAAGGUGCCCAACGUGAGGGUGGCCGUGUCGCAGGGGCGGAAGGACGUGGGGGACAUGCUGGCCAAGCUGACCCAGGAUCGGGACCGGGACGUGCGGUACUACGCCACCAGCGCCAUCCACGCCGAGCAGCCCCAGGCGCAGAAGCUCGAGGAAGAAGGCGCCGUCCCGCAGCCGUGA
Messenger RNA from Acanthamoeba castellanii str. Neff, 1782 nucleotides. RefSeq names its product protein phosphatase 4 regulatory subunit 1, putative. Gene Ontology annotation, molecular function: protein phosphatase regulator activity. Gene Ontology annotation, biological process: protein dephosphorylation. Bases 1 to 1782 code for a protein of 593 amino acids. NCBI's taxonomy places the organism in Eukaryota, Discosea, Longamoebia, Acanthamoebidae. The transcript is spliced from 15 exons. The record is from RefSeq and is a predicted model, not a curated record.